AUGUGGCCAUUUGGACAAUCUUUAAAUAGUUCUGGUAUAAAUAAGAUUCUGGAUGAAUAUUUCGAAAUUUUCCAUGCUUUGGAGCAUUUGCAUACCGAUGAAUCGGAGGAUACAAUACGAAGCAACUCAAAUGAGUCUAAGAGUGGUCCUUGCGUUCUGAAUGCAAAGUCAGAUGAUGUGAUUGUAAACGACGAAGAAAGUAAUAAUACACUGAAUUUGGAGUUGCAGUCAAAUCCAAGUUCUAGUGAACUAUCAUUACCCUCAGAAAGGUCCUCGAACGACCACUCGGGGUCUAGUACUUCCAGUGGGUCAUCAUCACUGGAAAACGUAUUGAGCUUAACAACUGUUCCAAUGAAUACAUAUACAAAAAAUGAUUUGAAUGCCUCUUUCAUCGAAAGGCUUCUAGGAGAAAAUGAACUAUUGAAUGAACUCACUAGACAAAAUGAUAAACUAUUAGAUUUUUUCUGUUAUGGGUACAUCUUUGACAAUGGUGUGAAAAUUUUAAAUUAUGCAUAUUUAAUUGACCACAUGCUGAUCGCAUUAGACUCCUUAGGUUCUAAUGACAUAAAUAGUCAAGAUGAAAACAAAAAUAAUGUUUUGAGUAGGGCUACUAUUAUUUCUGAAAUAUUCGCCAUAGAUAUAUGGUUAAUAAGUGAAACGCUAGUAAAAGAUUCUCAUUACUUAGGUAAAAUUUGGUCUUUAAUUAGACAUCCAAAUUUCAAUUCAGAAAGUUCACCUUUAGUAUCAAUCUUUUUAAAGAUUGGCUCCAAUUUAUUAUUUUCAAAACCUGAAGACUUUUUAAAUUUUGUAUCAACUCAAGAGACCCUCGUUGAUGACAUGGUCAGACAUAUUGAUAUUUCUUUACUGAUGGAAUUUUUAUUGAAAAUAAUUGGCACCGAUAAAUGUGAAUUUUCAACUGGAAUAAUAGAUCUCUUGUCAAAACAAGAUUUAAUUUCUAAAUGUUUAGGUUUAUUAAAUAACAAAAAUUAUUCCUGGCACAUUCAGGCAUGUGCUGGUGAUUUUCUCAAGGCAUUAAUAGCAAUUUCUGCAAAUGCUCCAAUUGAUGACAUUUCUGUGGGUCCCAAUAAUCUAACUAGAGAAUUGGCCUGUGAAAAAUGCGUAGUGACUCUAUCCAAUAUUAUGAUUAAUGAAAGAGGUUACGCUUUGAACGUGGCCGUUUCAAUUAUUAUCGAAUUAAUACGGAAAAAUAAUUCAGAUUAUGAUCAAAUAAACUUAUUAAAUACCACUCUAGAAAAUAAUCCACCAAAUGAUAGAGAUCCAAUAUAUCUUGGUUAUCUUUUAAAGACUUUUACAGAGAAAUUACCUCAAUUAUUCAAAAUUGUUGAAGAAGCACGUAAGCAUGAAUUGAGAGAAAAUCAAUUAGGAGAAAUCUUCGAACCACUAGGGUUCGAAAGAUUUAAAAUUGUCGAACUUAUUGCAGAACUUCUACAUUGCUCAAAUAUGGGGUCGAUGAAUUCCAAAAGGGCAGAAAGAAUUGCACGUAAACGUGAUGCAUUUCGAAAAAAUUAUAGAUUCAACCAUGACAGUAAUUCUAUCAAUAAUGAAGAUAGUAAUACUAUAACCACUAAUUUCAAGCGUUUAGUCAUUAAUGAUAAUGAAACUAAUGAUGAUACCACAACAAAUGAUGUAACUACUAAUACCAGUAAUAAUAAUGAUGUUAAUAAUGACAUUCAUAAUGAUACUAAUGAUAAUGAUAAUUUUCUGUUAAAACAAAGUCAGUUUUCAGAUAACAACAUUCCUGAAACGGAAAGCGAUGAUAGUGAAAUAGAUGAAAGUUUUGAGAUUCCAUACAUUAAUAAUAAUCAAAAUAAAAAAUUAAGGACUAAACCAACUAUAGGUGACUUUUACAAGAUUACUCUAUAUGACAAUAGAAUAAUACCAAAAGUUUUGACAAUGUUUAUGAAAUUCCCGUGGAAUAAUUUUUGGCAUAAUGUUAUAUUUGAUAUUGUUCAGCAAAUUUUCAACGGUAGAAUGGAUUUUUCAUAUAAUUCAUUCUUAGUCUAUUCAUUAUUCAAUGUUAACGAUUCCCUCAAAUACACUGAUAAAUCUGCUGAAGAAAAUGUUGAUUUCAAGAUCACUAACAGCUUAAUACUUCAGGCUUAUAAAGAUUCUUACGAAUUUUAUGAUAAAAGACAUACAAACCUUGGCUAUAUGGGGCAUCUAGUCUUAAUUGCUGAGGAAGUUGUGAAAUUUUCUAAAUUAUACAAGGUAGAAUUGAUAUCUCCAACCAUUUAUGAUACAUUACAAGAUGACGGUUGGAAAUACUAUUCUGAGGAAGUACUCAAUGAAACAAGAUUAAUGUAUUCAAAAAUCCUUGGAGGUGGUACUUAUGUUGAUGAUGGUAAUGGUAAUAUCAUACCACAAUUCCCAGAUAAUAAUAACAGUUCGGUUAUUAUGGAUCAAAAUUAUGAUACUUCACCUACAAGUCCAACCAUUACGUCGCACAUUGACGAAGCAGACGAGGGCAAUGAACUUAUCAACGUCCAAGACCUUGAGGAGCAAUUAUCCACAGAAUCUGAUUUGCACGACAAGCUGAGAGAGGUCCUGAUUGCUAAGGGCCAAAACUCCAUAGAUGCGAGAAAUGAACGUAAUGGUGUGAUAAUACUAGGACCUCCAUGA
Molecule: messenger RNA, 2640 nt
Organism: Kazachstania africana CBS 2517
Lineage: Eukaryota; Fungi; Ascomycota; Saccharomycetes; Saccharomycetales; Saccharomycetaceae
Gene: SAP155
Product: Sap155p
Exons: 1
Coding region: 1-2640 (879 amino acids)
Cellular component (GO): cytosol; nucleus
Molecular function (GO): protein phosphatase binding; protein phosphatase regulator activity
Source: RefSeq, a predicted model, not a curated record